Naumovozyma castellii is the source of this 1251-nucleotide messenger RNA. It is a transcript of the gene KRE1, whose product is annotated as Kre1p. NCBI's taxonomy places the organism in Eukaryota, Fungi, Ascomycota, Saccharomycetes, Saccharomycetales, Saccharomycetaceae. Bases 1 to 1251 code for a protein of 416 amino acids. The transcript has a single exon. The record is from RefSeq and is a predicted model, not a curated record.
AUGUUCUCCAUACCUAUCGCUUUCAUUCUUUGGCUGUUAUUGUCGCCAUUCUCACAGGCUGUCAUGACUACUCAACGUAUCACUACAGUAGAUGCUGCCGGGCUACCAAUAACACAAACGACCAUCUUUGAUCCAGCCACAGUUACCGCUAAUGCAGUCACCACCGUCAUUACUACUACAAAUGCUGCAGGUGCAACGAUAAAGAUAACGACCACUGCAGCUGCUACCGCUGUGGCAGCCGUCGCAGCUGCUGCCGCCACCACAAAACCAGUGAAAACUAUUACUACUGUCGACGCUGCAGGUUUACCCAUUACAAUUACCACCACUGGUACUGCUGCAGCCGCAGCUGCAGCCACUAAGGCAACCGCAAUCACUCCCAUUACUACUAUCUUAACAUCUACAAACGCAGUUGGUGGACUAGUCCCUUACACAACAGUAGUGACUCCAGUACAAUCAUUAAUCGUGACAACAAAUGCUGCAGGUGCUCCUGUGACUUUAACUACUACUAUUAUCCCUGGUGCAUCUAAUACCGCUGCUACUGCUGUUGCUAGUGAACCUACUCCAGUGGUCACAGUGGUCGUUACCACCAAUGAUUUGGGUAUUACUGUCACUUUAACAAAUACUUAUUCACCCAUAUACAUGACUUAUACCACUGCUGAUGAUGCCGGUGCAUUAGAAACAAUCACUACCAUCACAACACCAGGUGUCGCACCAACUACAGGUACUACACUCAAGGCUACAGCAAGUGCAAAUAUGGUCACCAAGACUAUUACCACCGUGAAUGCAGCAGGCGCCAAGACAACCAUAGUAACAGUGGUACCAGCUUCAAGUACGACAACAAAGGCAGCAGCUGCGGUGGCUGAAAAUGGGAGACCAGAUCCAUCUACUGCGUUUACUGCACCUCCUGCUACACCAGUUACCACACUAUCAUUAGAAACUUUAUUAACUAUUACCGAGGGAACAAUAACCACUUACACAACUACAAGAGCAAGAACUUCAAACAUGUGGGUAACUGUUACAAUCGAUGGAUUGGUUACUGCCGUGCAGACAACAUUUGCUCAAAGAUUCGCUUCAAGAUACAGUGUCGUGGCUACACCAGCGUCUGGUAGUAUUGGGUUGGGAUCUCUCUCUGGUACCAUCGGUGUAGUGAAAACGGAUAUGCAAUCAACAAUGACUUUAAAUAAUGCAAUAAACUCCUUCUCAGUAUCAACUAUGGGGGCUUUCAUAGCAUUAUUAUCUUGGUUAUUGUAA